This is a messenger RNA of Chanos chanos (milkfish), 1228 nucleotides long. RefSeq names its product RIB43A domain with coiled-coils 1 (gene ribc1). Lineage: Eukaryota; Metazoa; Chordata; Actinopteri; Gonorynchiformes; Chanidae. The record is from RefSeq and is a predicted model, not a curated record. The transcript is spliced from 7 exons. The coding region runs from base 59 to 1201 and encodes 380 amino acids.
AAUAAAUUGGACUUAUAAAGUGUUUUUGGUAUUUAGAGAAAUAUUAACAAGAUCUAGAAUGUUUCGAGCUGAACCACCAGAGAAGGACAUUGUAGCCAAGGCUGUUGAACGCCGGCGGGCUGCAGAGGCAGCGCGACGGGUCCGUAUAUUCAAUACUAAAAACCGGGUGAUGGGUUUGGACCUACCGGCAAUCGAGAAUCAAGUGACCGAGAAACGUGAACGAGAAAAGAUGGAGAAACAACGAGACAGGGCUUAUGAGCUUUUGGGCGCGACAAUUGACGAAGUACUGAGGAAACGGCAAACAGAGGAGGAGGAAAGGAGGACAGAGUUGUCUAGAGAUCUUGUCCACUUUUGGGCUACUGAACAACGUGCGGAAGAUUCUCGGGAUGCUGACCUUACUUUUAACCACCAGGGGGCCGUCAAGCUCUCUCACCCUAAAUCAGAGAUGGGACCUGCCUGCAUGCAAGUAUUUGCGGGAGAAGGAAUUGGGGAGAGGGAGAAAAAGAGAGCUCAAAUGGAGGAGAACGAAAGAGUCCUGAGAGCGCAAAGAGAUGAGAGAGAACAACGGCAACAAAAGCAAAAACUCAGGGAGCUUCUAACGGAUAUGGAGAUGGUUCAGCUGGACCAGCGAGCAGUGCAUCUGGAUGCUCUGGAGAGCGAGUGUAAAAGAGCUGCUUGCAUUGCUCUCAGCAGUUACAACCAAGCUCAGGCUGAGGAGCGAACGGAGAGACUGAGACAGGAGAAGAUGAAGAAAGAGGGAGAGGAGCUGAUGGAGGUCAAGCACAUGGUGACUUCUGACCUGUUGACAGAAUGCCUGGAAGCGGCAGAAAGACAGGGUGUGGGGACGGCAGACAGAACCCCGGGAAUUCUGUGCGAUCGCUGGAAAGGCAUGAGAGCUGAGCAACUGAGCGCCAUCCACAGGCAGCAAGAGGAACAGCGAUCUGAGAAAGAGAGACAGAGACAGAUUGAGAGGCAGACCGAGUUAGCCUGGGAUGUGGAGCUGAUGAGACAGGCCAGAGCACAGGAGGAAGAGGAGAAGAGACUGAGGGAACUGGAGAGAGAGAGGAGGAUUCAGCUGGACAAUGUCAACCAACAACUGGCUACAGAGCAGCGUGCAUAUCAGCAGUAUCUGAACAAGAAUGUUUACACCAACCGUCCCAGCGCUCGCUUCUUCUCCCAGUUCGGUAGCAGCACUCGCUAACCACAUCCCACUCAGAUCUCUCCUCUC